UUAAAACUAAAUUUAAUUGGAUUUUGCAGGAAGAAGAUGCUAAAAACUAUAAGCAAUCAUCCCAUUAAUGGAUCUCUGUCAGGAAAGUGAGACUGUUUUAGGAAAUAAUGAAAAUAAGAAAACUGAAGACACAGAAGAAACUGCACUGACUUUAAGUUGUCCAGAUGAGAAAAGCGAAAGGGAUCACGUUUGCUGUCUUCUUAGCAUCAGCGACCUCACACGGGAAGAGGACGAGCGGGCCUGCGAGUUGACCAUCAGCACCGGGUGGGAGGAAGCUGUCCAUGGCUGGGGAAGGACCUCACCAACUGCCUGCAUCUGGUCAAGGAAGAAAGUGAAAAAGGGGAGGGUAGGAGAAGGCCCCAGUGGCGGCAGCAACUGCUUGUUCUGCAUGAGUCUUUCUCAAGGGAGUCUGGAGGCCCGGGCCCCCUUAGAGGUUGAGAAAUCGGAGGCUGGUGCUGUGGCUGAGGUGAGCCCUGAGAAGAGCUUGAGCAGCCCCUCCCAGGGGCCCAGCGCUGCUUCCAGAGAGCCUAACAAACUCUGCUUUCCUACAUACUUGCAAGGAGAAAAAAAAAGCCUGCAAAUCAAGGAGUUCAUCUGGUGCAUGGAAGAGUGGGCUCUUCCCGGAACAGUUAGCAGCAGCAGCAGGGCCGGUGGAGGCGCCAGCCGGGGGCUUCCUAUCCCCGACCCCGCCAUCCCCGACUCCGUCAUGUCCAGCGCCCUUGUGGUUCUGCCCCCGCUGAAAAGCUCUCCCCACAACAGCUUGGAUGUCCUGAGUAAGAAAAAAAGGAAUGUUUUCUGGCAGCCAGAAGAAAAGGUGCCGAGGGCGGAAAAAACCGAGGGUGUGGCUUGUACAGAUGGACUGAAAACAGACAGAAAAGGUGAAAAGAGACACUUGGAGCUUGCCAGCUGCCUGAAGGUCACGGAUGGGCUGCCUUUCCCUCCCUCUAUGGCCCGGACCCACUCCCUGUCAUCUGAGUCCCAAAGGUGCUGCCUGCACUGGUCCCUCCUGUCCCAGAAAAACUCUAUGCACACACCCAACCCCACCAACCUCCACUAUCUAGCCACCCUGCAGGUUUUGCAUAAACGGGGAGUACAAAGCUGCAGGACCAGGCUCAAAGCCAAGGAGCCCAGGCCACCUCGGGCUGCUCAUAAGCACAUUCUCAUAGAGGCCAAGCAGGAAAACAGGCCCCAAGCGCUAGUGAACAAAAUGUUCCCCAAACCUCUCCUGCCGUCUCUCACAGUAAGCAGGGUUAUCAUCCCAGUCUCUUCUCACAGAGUCCUCUGAUUUACCACAAUAUAAUUUCCUGGGAAUAAGUGCUGCCUGAAAAUCAUUUGCCCCCGCUUCCUAUCUCCCCGCUGUCCUUUUCUUUCCAUCCUUCAGCCAUUCUUUCCUUUCUCCUUCCUUCCCUAUUCUCUCUGCUCUUCACCACCUCCCUCCUUUUUGGAUUCA
Molecule: messenger RNA, 1450 nt
Organism: Acomys russatus (golden spiny mouse)
Lineage: Eukaryota; Metazoa; Chordata; Mammalia; Rodentia; Muridae
Gene: C26H16orf46
Product: chromosome 26 C16orf46 homolog
Exons: 2
Coding region: 68-1285 (405 amino acids)
Source: RefSeq, a predicted model, not a curated record